AUGGCAGAACCACGGGCUCCAGCGUGGUCACCGCCGAAUGAGCCGGCCAGAAAGCGCUUGAGGACCUCACAUGCGUGCGAUAUCUGCCGGAGCCGCAAGAUCAGGUGUGACGGCAACCGCCCCUGCGCAACGUGCGCUGCAUCCGAUCAGGACUGCGCGUACGGGUCCGAGGCGAGCUCGUGGGCAAGGCGUGGAAAGACAGAUCUCGUCUUAGACGGCGUAUUACGCAUCGAACAAACCCUGCGAGAGCUCAACUCGACGAUCACUGCCUAUUCAGCGUUUGCAGGGCGACAGGCUUCAUCCAGCUCGUCUGUGGCUCAUCCCACCACAAGCUCCUACGUCGACUCACCACCAAUCACUGAGACGGGGUCGUCACGCGUCUCCCACCCUCAGACCCAAACACCCAUCAGCGAAACACGCCCUGACAAAGGGGCUAACGGCGCCUUUGAGAAUGCCGUCCUCGAUUCUAUGCACACGUCAACGACCGAGUCGGUGCUCCAGUGGCAUCACUUCGAUGGCUUCCCCUCACUGCGAAACGACUACACGUCGAUCUUUCAGCUGGAACAGUCACGCCCUGCCUUGUCGAUGAAAGUCGCAACUGUAUAUCCUUACGUUACUGUCGAAGAUGUAGAUUCCAUUCUGGAUUCGUUUCAGCAGAGCGUCAACUUUUGGUACCCGACCAUGUCUCAGAGUCAGCUAGACAGGGUCAGAGCGGUGCUCAACUCUGGUGUCACAUCCGAGGACAGCAUUGAAGCGUCAAUUUCCCUCCUGACCAUGGCAUUGGGCUGUGCCAGCCAGGCCACUUCUGGGCUCGAGGCACAUGCGGAGCUAACGGACCAAGAGCAGCGGUGGCGGACGUCGAGACGGCAGAUGGGCGACGUGUACUUUGAUGCGGCGCUCAAGAAGGCCUAUAAUGCGCAUCUCAGCGUGAGCUCGGUCUCUGCGCAAUGCCUCUUUUUCGUUGCUCUAUACUUUGCCUUCCUCACACGGCCACUCCAGGCUUGGGAGUACAUUGGCGCCACUGCGGCGAAGUGCAUGAUGCUCCUCUCGUAUCCUCCGGACGCCGACACACACGAGGACCGCGAGCGAACGAGGCGGAUCUUUUGGUCCUGCUACAUACUAGAGAGCGAUUACAUUGCGGAGCUCUCUGCCAGUCCCGUCUCGGGCAUUUCUCGCAUCGAGUCGUCUGUUCCUCUUCCCGGCUCGUACAACACCCACCCGCUGCAACACGAAGAGGAGCAGUCUUCCCUGUACUUCCUUGCGUGUAUCAGCAUGCGCCGGCUUCUAAAUCGCGUACAUCAUCUUCUCUACGCGAGUGGUAACGGAGCGGCUCUCGACACUGCUCGAUUUCCGUUCAUCGUUGCUGAGCUGCAACACCAAUUGGACGAAUGGCGCAACCUUCUGCCCACGUCUUUCGCGUUCACGAUUGACACGGCGCCAACCACCAACGCUGCCAGCGGAUUCCUCAGGCAGAGAUAUCUCACAUGUCGCAGCGUCAUAUACAGGCCGUACCUGAUGUGGCUGUUAAGCGGCAGUCGUGGUGGCAACGAUGACUUGAGUGCAAGUGCUCCGAGCAAAGAGGCGAGAAAGAGCUGCAAGGCCUGCCUCGACGCUUGCUUAAUGCAUGUACUCAACCUCAGAGGGUUCCCGCAGACGGUUCUUGUUGACACAUGGAUAUGCUCCCUUUCGUAA
Molecule: messenger RNA, 1692 nt
Organism: Purpureocillium lilacinum
Lineage: Eukaryota; Fungi; Ascomycota; Sordariomycetes; Hypocreales; Ophiocordycipitaceae
Source: RefSeq, a predicted model, not a curated record